AUGGCGUACAACCAAUCUUACAACCCAGAUGCGUUGCCAGCACAUGCAGAGCCCGAACAGGUAGCUCAGAUGAUCGGUGCGAUGCAAACCGGCCCUCAGCAUCAUCAGCAUCAGACCAUUGCCCGCACCGGCUGCAAGCCAACACCGGACUCAUCCACUGCACCCAUCACCGCCUCCACAGAACUAUGGGUUUGGACCACCUCCUUCCCAGCCUGUGCGCAAUCGGCCCCAGCCCUCGUCCCGGCCCCCACGGUCUCCAAACCGCCUCCGUUGUCUGUCCCUGAUGACGAUCCGCAACAGCUCUUCCCCUUGUUUCGCGCCGCCAACUCAUCCCACACCGGUUCACUGACCGAGAUGGAGCUGGGCUCCGCUUUGGUGAAUGGCGAUUUCACUUCGUUUCACCCUAAGACCGUGAAGAUGAUGAUCCGCAUGUUUGACCGCAAUAGCACUGGAACGAUCUCGUUCGACGAGUUUGUAUCGCUAUGGCGCUACCUUGCCGCGUGGCGGGAGCUUUUCGAUCGAUUCGAUGUCGACCGUAGCGGGCGCAUCAGCCUUCAGGAGUUCGAGAACGCACUCCUCGCAUUCGGAUACCGACUAAGCCAACCGUUUGUGACGGUGCUUUUCACCACGUUUGAAAGCAAGGGACGGCAGACGAAUGGACCUGCUCACCCUGGGAAGAUGGGAAUGAGCUUCGACCUGUUUGUGCAGGCAUGUAUCAGUCUGAGACGUAUGACAGACGUGUUCAAGCGGUAUGACGAUGACCGCGAUGGUUACAUUACUGUGAGCUUUGAGGAGUUCUUAACUGAAAUCCUGCAACUACAGGACUAG
Molecule: messenger RNA, 828 nt
Organism: Aspergillus bombycis
Lineage: Eukaryota; Fungi; Ascomycota; Eurotiomycetes; Eurotiales; Aspergillaceae
Product: EF-hand domain-containing protein
Exons: 5
Coding region: 1-828 (275 amino acids)
Molecular function (GO): calcium ion binding
Source: RefSeq, a predicted model, not a curated record